Messenger RNA from Pollicipes pollicipes, 6122 nucleotides. Its product is annotated as trithorax group protein osa. The transcript has 22 exons. Gene Ontology annotation, biological process: proteolysis. Bases 109 to 3216 code for a protein of 1035 amino acids. The record is from RefSeq and is a predicted model, not a curated record. NCBI's taxonomy places the organism in Eukaryota, Metazoa, Arthropoda, Thecostraca, Pollicipedomorpha, Pollicipedidae. Gene Ontology annotation, molecular function: serine-type endopeptidase activity.
GUGCCCGUGCUCGACGCUGGGUGGUGUCGCAGUGGGGAUGUGUUGCGGCUGCGGAGGCCCCUGACAGUGGACAUCGUUUCUGGAGCGAGAAGCCUGUAACAAAGCAGGAUGCGGGCCUGCCGGUGCGCCGUGCUGGCGUUUCUUUCUGCCGCGGUCGCCAUACCGCUGCAGGAGCACCUGCGCAUCCAGUCUGCGUCAUCGCCCCAGUCAUCAGCGGCCAGUUCGAUGUUCGGCCAAUUCGGGCCGCCCGACGUCCAGCCGGGCCCGAACGCAACGCCAUCUGCCGGGGGCCACCAGUCUACUGCAGAGCAGCCGGCCGAACGGCACGGGCAGCGGACAACUGAACAGGGCUCUGAUAUCUCUGCUGGCUCCUGCCCUCCCGACAGCGCCUGCGUCCCCGCCUCGCUGUGCUCGUCGGCGGACGCGAUCACCUACGAACCGGACACAAACAUUUAUCACCCGACGUCGCAGUACCAGCCGGCCUUUACACAGAGGUUCACGUGCGGCCAGGAGGCGGCGGGCCGGGUCUGCUGUCCUGCAGCGGCGGUGCAAAGUUCCCAGACUGAUCCCGGCACAAGCAACCCCUUCGGCUUCCCAUCCACCCUCGGCACCGACGCAUUUCAACACCGCGACCAGCCAGACUCUGUCCAGCCUUCUAGCUCUCCCGGGCAGUCGCUCCCGCUACCCCCGCGGCCCUCGGCGAGGCCCGUAUACCUCGAGCGGUCCGAUUCCCCCGGGCAGUCGCUCCCGCUACCCCUGCGGCCCUCGGCGGGGCCCGUAUACCCCGAGCGGUCCGAUUCCUCCGGGCAGUCGCUCCCGCUACCCCCGCGGCCCUCGGCGGGGCCCGUAUACCCCGAGCGGUCCGAUUCCUCCGGGCAGUCUUUCUCAGACGUCCAGUACCCGCCUGCCGUGUCUCAGCAGCCCCUCUCGGGGGGAUCUAGCUUCUUCCCCCUCUCCGGAGGAUCGCAGUCUGGCUUCCAGGGCUCUGUGCACGUUGGGGCGGGCGUCGGAUCGACCGGUCUGCCGCAGUCAUUCGCGGGGCCCCUCCCGCCCGCCCACUCCUUCGCCGGUACAGGUCAGGACAGUGUCCCAGGUCCUGCCCAGAACGGGCAGGGCUUUGGUGGGAUCUCCCAGGGCGAUGGUGCAGGCGGCGUCUCGCAGCACCAGACUCGUGGCGGACUUCGGCAAAAUGGAGGCUUCGGGGGACCUGUCCAGAGCUCUGCUCCAGGAGGGUUUUCCCCGAACCAGGGCUUCAGCGUGCCUCAGAGCUCUGGGAGCUCCCACGUCGGCCAGGGACAAGACGGCCGUCUCCCCAACCAGUUCCCGAGCGGCUUGCCUCACAGCCAGCCGGGCGGCCUUCCGCCACGUCCCAGCAGCCUUCCCCCUUCUCGCCGUCCUCCCGCUCGCCCAGUGGCGCCGCUGCCGGGCGCGGGCGGCCGGCCGCGGCGGCUGCAGCAGGUGGUCGUCCGCGGCCAGCGCCACACCGUACCAGAGUUCAGCUCUCUGCUCCGGCUCGAGGGCGGCGCAGAGGCGUUCGUCACGCACGGCGUGAGUCUGGUGCAGCUGGAGCGGCGCGCCGACCCCGACUUCGCGCCGACCGGGCGCCACCAAAUGGUGCUGCUGAACGGCCAGCGCUACCAGACCGGAGAGUUUGUGUACGUCUCUGACCCGAGUGACGUGCCGAUCCUGUUCACCACCGCCGGCGUGCCCACAUCGUACUCCACCACGGGAGGGGAGCCGGGAGACCUGCAGCCGUUCACUCCGCUGCCGGAGCUGCUGAUGUUGGCCGCUGAGGUCCUCCGGUCGGCUGGAGACACUGCUGUCACGUCUGGAUCUCCGGUGGCGGAAGUGCCCGUGCCUCUGCCGCGUCCGUCGCCGCACGUGCAGCCUCCACGCCUGCCUCCCUCGGCGGCUGUCCCCGGCGCCUCCCAACUGGCCGGCGGCGGCGUGUUCUUCGACACUGACCGGGAUGGACCCGGUGGCGAUGCCUUUGGACGUCCGGACCACGGCUUCGGUGUCGCGCCCGGGCUGGGAGGGCAUCCCGCGCACCCGGGCCUGGGUGCGGCCCAUCACGAGGAGUACCACCCGCCGCCGCCGGCGUACGGCCCCCCGCCGUACAGACACCACGGUCACCAGCAGGGUCGCCAUCCGCCAGUGCACCACCGUCCGCCGCCCCCGUACGGUCUCUGGCAGCCGCAUCCCGCACGUCGGUACCCACCGCCGCACGGGGUUGCGAUCCGGCCUCAAUUCCAGAGGCCGUACCCGCCCCGGCUGAAUCCGCUGCUCCCGUUAUUGCCCACCACCUGCGGGACCCGGGGCCACCUCUCUGACAUCUACGAGUCUGUGUUCGGGGAGUUCUCCGGGCGAAUUUCCUCCGGCUACGGGCUGGAGCCGGGCGUAGCAGACUACGCCACCUUCCCUUGGCACGCGGCGGUGCUGCGGCGCACCUCUCGCCACUCGGAGCGUGGACGGAGGCUGGGCGGUCUGGAGUACGUCUGUGGGGCCACCCUGGUCUCCUCUGACAUGCUGGUGACGGCUGCUCACUGCGUGCAAGGAGAUCAGGAGGAAGGCCUGGUGGUGCGGCUGGGAGAGUACAACCUGUAUUCUGACCAGGAGGAGCUCUAUGGGCCGUACGACGCUGCGGUCCGGGUCAUUCACGUGCAUCCAGAGUACCUGUCGUCUGUGUUCCGGGCGGACCUGGCGGUGCUCCAGCUGGCGGCACCGGUGCCGCUCCAGCAGCUGCCCCACGUGACGCCCGCCUGCCUGCCGGGGCCGGACCUCAGUGACGACUCCACCGUCUGCCAGGCGCCCGGCUGGGGCUAUGACGCCUACAAAACCCAGCUCGAGGACGCGCCGCACGCUCUGAAGGCGGUGACCGUUCAGCCGAUCGGUCCAGAGGCAUGCGAGGCGGGUCUGCGGGAGAGCGUGCUGGGCAAGGAGUUCCGCCUGCAGAGGGACAGCUUCUGCGCCGCCGGCUCCCACGGACAGGACACUUGUCUGGGGGACGGUGGCGGCGGCCUCGUCUGUCCAGUGUACGGCAGUCCGACGGAGAGGUCGCCUGCCAGAUAUCAACUGGUCGGCGUCACCAGCUGGGGAGUCCACUGCGGCGACGGCAAGCCAGGGGUGUACGCGAACGUGCACCAUCACAUACGGUGGCUGGAUUCAGUCAUCAACAGCUCUCCAUUUCGGCACUCUCCGCCGGUCGUCAUCGAUUGAAGACGUUGACGAUGGUGUAAUGCCUUGCAUGUUUGCGUACGAUAUUUGGAUAUCGUUUCUUCCGUCAUAUCACUUCAUUCGCGGUAGAUCUGCACCGAUCAUCUUAAUACACGUGGAGAAAGCUGGGAAGUUGGUGCGAAAAUUGCAUUGAUCACUGAUAGCGGUUCAUUUGCGGCCCGACCACCCAGCUGGUAAGUAGUGGAGAGGCUCGCCGCUGCCUGCCUGCGCCUGCGGCGAUCAGCUGUGAUGCAGUGCGUGUGAUCCAGCGCAGUGCGUGUGAUCCAGUAAGCGCGCCCGUGCUGCUGGCUGCAUUGGCCGACGAUGGAGUCAAAGCGGUGAGUGUUUCCCACUAUGAUUCCCAGAUGCAUUUUUGAGUUUCCAAGUUGCGUAACUAUGUCCCUUUGUCCUUAAUUCCCUUGCAUGCCUGCAUUGCGGGAUAUCCGGACGUUAUGAGUCUAGUUUUGGCAGUUUCCUAAUACUUAUACUAGCCAGUAGCUGAAAACUGUACCAGCAGCUCGGCGCUUUAUGCUAAGGUCACGUUCUUCUUCCAGGGUUUCCCUCUCUGGACUGUCCAGGGCCGAAGCGGAACUACUGGAAGCAAGCUGCCUUGUUGCAGAAAUUGCCGUUUUUUGCCAAAUUGGUGCCUGAUGGGCAAACCCGGUGCCGGAAACCUGUUUCGUCGUCGGUGCUUCGCCAGUGUCCGUGCAUGACAUCGCUUAGCGGACCUGAACGGCACGGAGGGCACGUAACGGCGAGCACGCUUUUACUGAAGGCUUUGUUCUGGAUGCUAUAUGGGGCUCGAGGUAGUCUAUACACGAGGAGCAGGCGGCCAGCCAUCUGUACCCGGGGUGCAGGUGGCCAGUCCGACCUGUUUGGAAGCUUCCGUCUGAGGAGCUCACACCGGACAGCGUGGCAGCAUCGUGUUGGUGCUAAAGGGUGCAUAAAACUAGAAGCUUUUCUGGAACUCGGCAGUGACCAUUUAAACCAGACGCUGGGCGGGCGUACUGAAGAAUACACGGAUAGACGUGCGCUCUGUCUGUGCGGCAUGUCCUGACGACGCCCUUGGCAACGGUGCUGGCGAACGGACUUGCCAGCGUCAUUCAUCUCCCUUUUCAGGCCGGGCUGAAGCAAGAACGCGGGGACCAGUGCCUCGUUUGCCAGCGUCGGAAGCUAUCGGAGGCCCGCGGCGUUUGCGAUGAAGAAUGCUGGGCAAAUCACUGCUUCUGCCGGGUUAGAACCGUCCAUCUAAUGAGGUGUGCUGGCGUGGGGAUCUACGCCGGCCUGGCUAUGCAAUUGACCUGUACUCUGUGAUGAUGCACUGCUCGCUUCGCAAUUGCAGCAAAUCAUAGGUGGUUCCAGCUGGUGCUAGUCCAAAUUGCCCGCCUUGUUAUUUAGUUUGAUCCAUGUUAUGUUUUGUUAGUCGUGUUUGUGCAAAACUUGCUCGGGAAGCGAGCCAAUUAGCCACCUCUAGCUCGUGAAAAGUGGCCUACAGGGAGCCAAAUCGUGUGAACUAUCUGGCAUUGCACUAGGGGUGUCAAAUUGGCUUGCUUCAGCUAUUUUGACUAGUUUUAAGAGCGCUCUAUAGAUGUGAUCAUCCGUGAUAAGCCAAUGGCGUAGCUCGCGCGGAGCCGUUCCGGUACAACUCGCGUUCAAGGCCCGAGCCUGAGCUACGAGUGGCUGCCGGACGGCUCACGGACGGCCGAGCAGUCAUUGGCUCUGUACAGACUAACCUUAAGGACCUGUAAAUUUUGUGCAUAAAAUCGGGCUGCAAGGAGUCCAUGCAGGACAUUUUCGGCUUUCGCUGAGGGCUACGCUGCAAUUUCCAAACAUACCUUGCAGGCCGGUUUCCAGAGCACCGACCACCCAGUUCAAAGCAAUUUAACCAGUAAACCCCCGACAGGGACCGAAAGCUGCGUGCCACCUCGCUCCCCCGGGGUGGUCGGCCGCGAUCAGGUCACUGUCUGGGGAGGCCGAUCUUUGAAGAGCUGCUCUCUGAGAGAAUCGUGGACCCAGUUGUGUUACCCUUGUACUGGGGGAGCUGGUCAUCGGUCUGCGUGGUCUGUUUCAGAGCCUGUGGUAACGUGGGGCAUGAAACGGACGGCCGAGUCAUCUCUCCCCGGUCAGAUGAAGGUUUGACCGCCGUGACCGGUGACGUGACUGUACGGCGUCUGCGAGGACUAUGUCGGGGCUCCGGAAAUUGCGGCAAAGGACGCGGCUCGGUCGGACAGCCCGCCGAUGUCAUCUCGGCGCGGGGUGCCUCCGGUCCUCCACUAAUAGUCUCUGGGGUCGGCCUGUACUGGGCUCUGUACUGAAGGGACCACCGCGGCAGCGGCGAAGGUCGCCGCCCGGGCAAGCGAUGGACGUGGAGUGUUGGAAGUGGCGGUGUGAACGUGAGGUUGAGCUUGAAAUGGUCGAUAGUUUCGUGUGAGCGGGACGCGGCCGCCUUGCCUUUGCCCUUACCGGGCACAGACGGCGGAGCGGAGAAAUCUGACUGCAGUUAAUGGCAUGCACGCACGGCCGCGCAGAGCUUGGGCCAGUGAGCUGGCGCUGGUUACACGGGGAACUGCGGUCGCAGACGGACGCAGUUGUUUUGCCGUCUGUGAUGUAUGCUGUGAGCUAACGGGAUGUAAGUGAUUAUUUGGGAGACUAACUGAACGUUGGGUAGGAAUAUGUGGCCGGUCUUGACCGUACUGGUUCAGCUUUAUCUCCACUGAAUGCCGUUGAGCCCCGCCCGCCACUUGGCAAAACAGCGCCGCUUCUGUAACUGCGAUCGCGACUGCCGGGGGCUGUAAAAGGCUGUUGUGUGGAGUGUAGCUCUUCCGCCUGUGUGUGUCCUGCAUGCGUCAUUUGUGUGUCGAGCUGGCACUCUCUAGCGGCCGCCUAACUCCGGGCGAAAAUACACUCAU